This is a messenger RNA of Lentinula edodes (shiitake mushroom), 2580 nucleotides long. Its product is annotated as glycoside hydrolase family 2 protein. Gene Ontology annotation, biological process: carbohydrate metabolic process; glycoprotein catabolic process. The transcript is spliced from 24 exons. Gene Ontology annotation, molecular function: beta-mannosidase activity. The coding region runs from base 1 to 2580 and encodes 859 amino acids. The record is from RefSeq and is a predicted model, not a curated record. NCBI's taxonomy places the organism in Eukaryota, Fungi, Basidiomycota, Agaricomycetes, Agaricales, Omphalotaceae.
AUGAAGAAAAUUCCCCUUGAUAAUUGGGUGUUCACUCAAGUUGGGGGUGGCAAAGGAACUAAGAAGGAUGAAUAUCUACCAGCAACGGGACCCACAACUGUUCACGUCGAGCUCCUGAGAGCGAAACGAAUUCCCGACCCAUUCGUUGGUCUUCAUGAGCAUGACGUGCAAUGGAUUGGUGAAAGUGAUUGGAUUUUCAAGCAAAUAUUUAUACUCUCAGAGGAUAAUGCUAAAUUUUCAAACAUCGAUCUGGUCUUCGAUGGUCUUGACACUUUUGCAGCAAUUACCUUAAAUGGAGCGCAAAUCCUUGAAACUGCCAAUCAGUUUGUUGGCCAUCGUCUCAACGUCAAGUCAACUCUCAAGACUGGAGAGAACGAGCUCGUGCUGAACUUUGGCAGUGCUUUCAAGAAGGGACGUGAUAUCGAAAAGCAGCACGGAAAGCUCAAUCUAUGGAAUGGUGAUAGUAGUCGGCUUCACGUCCGCAAAGCACAGUAUAACUACGGAUGGGACUGGGGGCCAAUCUUAAUGACUGUCGGACCUUGGAAGCCAGUCUACCUUGAAUUGUACAAGAAUCGGAUCUCUGACCUCGACAUACGAAACGACGUCUCCAAAGAUCUGAACGUAAAAAUGACCGUCGAAAUGUCUUUCGCCAAGAACACGCCUGGGCAAGCGUCUCUCGCUCUCAAAGCUCCCGAUGGCACAAUUGUCGCCUCAGAUAGGAACAUCCGGCCUAACAAAGGUCAGACCCGAGCUACAUUCUCAUUUAGCCAAGGAGAACUACAGCUCUGGUAUCCUGUGGGAUAUGGUACGCAGCCCAUCUACAGUGUGGAAGCUGACCUCUUCGACGAAGAUGGUACACUCUUGGAUUCAAAAACACAAACGAUCGGCUUUAGGCGAACACUCAUAGUCCAGGAAAAGCUACUUGAUCAGCCGGGAUUAUCCUUUUUUUUCGAGGUCAAUAACGUCCCAAUUUUUGCUGGAGGGUCCAACUGGAUUCCCAGUGAUUCAUUUGUACUCAUUCGUAUGGAUCGUAGGAUGACUCCAGAUAGGUAUAGAGACUGGCUUAAGCUCCUGGUAGAUGGAAAUCAGAACAUGAUACGUGUAUGGGGAGGAGGGAUAUAUGAGGCCGAUUCCUUUUACGACAUUUGCGAUGAACUCGGCAUACUUGUGUGGCAAGAUUUCAUGUUUGGCUGUGGCCAGUAUCCUGCAUACGACUCUUUCUUGGCUCUUGUGAAGGAUGAAGCAGAAUACAACGUGAAACGACUGCGUCACCAUCCAUCCCUUUCCAUCUUUGCCGGGAACAAUGAAGACUAUCAAGUUGCUGAAUCUAUGCACCUCGAACUAGAUUACUCUGACGAGACUUCAGAUUUCCGCAAAACAAAUUUCCCUGCACGAUAUAUAUAUGAACGAGUACUACCCGAAAUUGUGGGACGCCUAUCCGAUAUACAUUACCAUAGGUCUUCUCCUUACAGUGGACAAGGGAAGGCUUCAACUGAUCGCACCUUGGGUGAUUUACACCAAUGGAACGUCUGGCAUGGAAGCCAAGAACCAUGGACCAACUGGGACAUUCUAGCGGGACGCUUUGUAUCGGAAUUUGGAAUGGAAGGGUAUCCCAACAUACGCACCGUUGACUACUGGCUUGGGGGUGAAACUAAAGAACGUUUCCCCCAAUCACGAAUCAAUAACAGUCACAAUAAAGCGGAUGGGUUCGAAAGGCGAUUGGAGUUGUAUCUCGUGGAGAAUUUCAAGCAUUCAUUUGAAAUGGAAAGCUACGUUUAUGCAACGCAGAUAAUGCAAGCCGAGUGUCUCGCUAGUGCCUACCGUCUUUGGCGACGAAACUGGGCUGGGAGAGGCAAAGAAUAUACUGCGGGUGCGUUAGUAUGGCAACUAAACGACUGCUGGCCAACAACCAGUUGGAGCAUUGCAGAUUACUUUCUUCGUCCCAAGCCGGCCUACUUCUCUAUUGCGCGUGAACUUCGCCUUUACACCGUGGGUAUCACAAGGAAGGAGGUCACCACAUUUGCAGACGAGAGAUCAGCGGCGGAUUUCACGAUUGAUACUUUGUUCGAAGUAUGGGGCACCAAUAGCACUUUGGCCGCGAAGAAUGUCACUCUGGAAGUCUUGUAUCAUGACCUUCAUGAUCCUACAUUCAAAGACGGAUGGACCAAAGCUGUCAACCUUUCUCCGAAUUCCAGCACUGAGAUAUUCAAAGGGUCAGUGAAUGCAUUACCACCAAGGACUACGAAGAGUCAAGUCCCGAAGAUUAUUGUGGUAUCUGCCCGUUUAUUGGACGAAAAUGGCACGGUUCUGGCACGCUACUCGAAUUGGCCGGAACCCUAUAAAUUCAUCGACUUUCCCAAGGACGCCGGAUUUAGCGCUGAAAUAUCCGCGGAUGGCGAAUCCGUCAAGCUAUCUUCGAAGCGACCCAUGAAAGGAAUCGUUCUUGAUGUAGAAGGCGAGGACGUGAAAUGGAGUGAUCAGGCGAUAGACUUGAUACCGGGAGAUGACCAAGUCAUUCAUGCUGUCGGACUUAAAGGUCGCGGCGUUCAAGUCAGGUACGUGGGAGAUGGAGCAGCAUGA